AACGAGGUUCAGAGACAGAGAAAGUCAAAAAGUCUCUCUCAAGCUCUUCUGGGCUCUUGGCUUUUGGAUUGUCUUCCGAAGCCUAUCACAGAAGAAAUUGCGAGGGGACAUGACAUUAGCGGCAGGGAUCGGAUACGCCUUGCUAGCGUUAGGCCCCUCUCUAUCUCUCUUCGUCUCUGUCAUCUCCAAGAAGCCCUUCCUGAUCCUCACUGUCCUUUCUAGUACACUGUUAUGGCUAUCAAGUUUGAUAGUGCUGUCGGGAGUGUGGAGGGGUUUUCUUCCUCUCAAAUCAACAUCUAGGUGGCCCUAUGGACUACUUAUAUUCACAUCCAUUGCUUUUCAAGAAGGGCUUCGGGUUCUUUUCUGGAAAGUCUACAAGCGGUUGGAGGAUUUGUUGGAUGAUUUUGCUGACAGAGUCUCAAAGCCACGCUUAUAUCAGACAGAUAAGAUGGAAAUUGCUCUGGCUGGUGGUUUGGGUCAUGGUGUGGCACAUGCUGUGUUUUUCUGUCUUAGCCUCUUAACACCAGCAUUUGGUCCAGCUACGUUUUUUGUGGACAGGUGCUCUCAGCUACCAUUUUUUCUUGUUUCUGCAAUCAUUGCUCUUGCAUUUGUUACCAUUCACACUUUCUCCAUGGUCAUUGCAUUUAAUGGAUAUGCAGAAGGGAACAAAGUGGACCAAGUUUUUGUUCCUGUAGUUCAUCUUGUAGCAGGAAUGGUGACACUGGUAAAUUUUGCGUCAGGGGGUUGCAUCAUCGGUAUACCUCUCCUUUAUUUCAUUGCAAGCUUGACGUUGAUUCAUUGCGGAAAGAUGGUCUGGAGAAGAUUGACAGAAAAUCGGAGCAGACAGGGAAACUAAAUGCAGGCACCAUCUUUUAAAAAGUCUUCAUUGCUGCUGAUCAAGGUUUAUUUUGUAUUCAAGAAUUUCAACUAAUCCAGAAAGCAAAAACUAAAACAUCAAUAUCGUCCAAUUCCAGGUUAAAGAGUGUGUGUAGUGAUCGCUGAAAAAUUAGUCGUAACUUGUGUGUAAUUUUGUUCCAUCUGUUGACGCAAAUAACCAGUAAUUUACUAGCCCCCCCUAUUUUGGUAACAA
Molecule: messenger RNA, 1090 nt
Organism: Carya illinoinensis
Lineage: Eukaryota; Viridiplantae; Streptophyta; Magnoliopsida; Fagales; Juglandaceae
Product: gamma-secretase subunit APH1-like
Exons: 6
Coding region: 110-856 (248 amino acids)
Biological process (GO): protein processing; positive regulation of catalytic activity
Cellular component (GO): membrane; endoplasmic reticulum; gamma-secretase complex
Molecular function (GO): protein-macromolecule adaptor activity
Source: RefSeq, a predicted model, not a curated record